Molecule: messenger RNA, 981 nt
Organism: Penicillium odoratum
Lineage: Eukaryota; Fungi; Ascomycota; Eurotiomycetes; Eurotiales; Aspergillaceae
Product: alpha/beta hydrolase
Exons: 2
Coding region: 1-981 (326 amino acids)
Source: RefSeq, a predicted model, not a curated record
AUGGCUAUGGUAGGGCAAAUUUACGUCGAGAGGCUUUCCCCCCAGCCAACCCCAGCGAACCCACCACUUCCCAUUAUUUUUAUUGCAGGCGCAGCUCAGACCGGCAAUAAUUUCCUUGAUACUCCUGACGGACGGCCAGGAUGGGCAUCCUAUUUCAUCUCCAAAGGUCACACAGUCUACCUCUCAGACCAACCUGCGCGCGGCCGCUCGUUCUGGUUUCCCGGACAGAGAAGUAUUGGGUACAUUGGCUCCCCCAAUUCUGUCUCUGAUAUUUUCACCGACGUAGCAAAUAACGGCAACCGAUGGCCACAGGCGAAGCUUCAUACCCAAUGGCCUGGCACCGGUCGCAUUGGUGACUCAACGUUCGACGCUUUCUACAGAAGCCAGAUGCAGUUCCAGACCGAUCGCUUCAUAAGUGAAGAGCAAAAUGCGCAGGCAUAUUCAGCUCUAGUCGACCUCGUAGGCGACUGUUUUAUCAUUAGUCACUCGCAGGCGGGUGCAUACGGUUGGAGGGUCGGAGAUAUGCGGCCAGAUCUAGUCAAGGGUAUAGUCCAGCUCGAGCCGUCUGGUCCACCGUUCACGCUUCGGCCGCCGUUUGGGAAUGACUCAGCUUUCGCUUUCGGUCUCACCGACCUUGCAAUCGGAUACGAACCGUCUGCAGGCAAGAAUGCCGAAAAUAUCGAGACAACUAUCGAGCCAGCAAUCGACGCUGAUCACGAGCAGUGCAUCAUGCAGAAGUACCCAGCGAAGCAGUUGACGAACCUGAGAAAAAUCCCGGAACUUGUUGUUACAGGCGAAGCAUCGUUCCAUGCGCCAUACGAUUAUUGUACCGUCAAAUAUCUGGAGCAAGUUGGCGUAGACGUUGAUUACGCGGAUCUAGGAAACGAGGGCAUUCAUGGUAACGGACACAUGUUCUUCAUGGAGAAGAAUAACAUUGAGAUCGCAGACCGAGUGUACGAGUGGCUGGGAAAACACCAAUAA